AUGGCCGCUUCCGCUGCUCUGUUCUUCCUGGUCCCGACCAUAGCAUUACUAGCCGCAGCAGCAGCAGCAGCAGGAGUGUCCAAUGUGGAAGCAGUGACAUACCCAGUCAUCAACAUGGCCCCGGGGACCAAAGGCGGGAUCGUCUUCGACACCCAAAUCGGCCUCAACUUCACCACCAACACCAUGUCCGCCGCCUCCGACUUCUCCUGGCAGACCUUCCAGCAGAACACGUCGGCCGACCGGCGAUCGCUGCCGCAGAUCAGCCUGUUCAUCGACUCCGACAUCCAAGGGAUCGCCUACCACGACUACCAGGCCGCCCAAAUCUACAUCGACGCAGACUACCUCGCCAACUUCACCUCCAACGGCUCGUCGUCGUCGGCCGAUGAGCUGCGCAGGGAGUUCGCCGGGCUGGUGUACGGCCAGAUGGCGUCCGUGUGGGGUUGGAACGGGAACGGCACGGCGCCGGCGGGGCUGCUGUCCGGGAUCGGCGAUUACGUGAGAGGCAAGGCAGGGUACGAGCCCAAGAAUAACCAUACUACUACUAGUUAUUAUGAGUGGGCGGAGGCAGGGGAAGGGGAGAAGUGGGACCAAGGGGACGACGUCACGGCCAGGUUCUUGGAGUACUGCGAUGGUUUGAGGAAUGGCAGCUUUGUGGCGGAGAUUAAUUCCAUGAUGAAGGACACUUACAGCAGCGGCUUCUUCGUAGAGCUGCUUGGGAAAGAUGUGGCCGAUGUUUGGAAGGAUUACAAGGCCAAGUAUGGGAAUCUCACGGCUUGA
Linum tenue is the source of this 777-nucleotide messenger RNA. The record is from the annotation of a GenBank genome assembly. NCBI's taxonomy places the organism in Eukaryota, Viridiplantae, Streptophyta, Magnoliopsida, Malpighiales, Linaceae.